GGCCGGGUGUCCCCGAUGCGCGGCCGCGCCUGGGCGGGUGCUGUGCUCGUCCUCGGGGCGCAGCUCCCAGCACUUUGGCUGGCAGCAGCAGUGGAAGUUUACACCUCGGAGGAGGUGGUUGCUGUGAACGGCACAAACCAGCGGCUCAAAUGCACCUUCUCCAGCAGCAGCCCCGUCAGCCCCCAGCUCUCAGUGACCUGGAACUUCCAGCCCGAGGACCUGAGCUCCCACGAGCCCGUGUUUUACUACCUGAAGGAGCCCUACAAGCCGACCUCGGGGCGGUUCAAGGACCGGGUCACCUGGGAUGGGAACGUGGAGCGUAAGGACGUGUCCAUCAUCAUCUGGAACCUGCAGCCCACCGACAACGGCACCUUCACCUGCCAGGUGACCAACUGGCCAGAUGUUUAUGGCUCCAUCGGGGAAGUGCGACUCCGGGUCGUGCAGAAAGUGAGUUUCUCAGAAAUCCAUUUCCUGGCCGUGGCCAUCGGAUCUGCUUCUGUCCUGAUGAUCGUGGUGGUGUUAGCUGUGAUUAUCUGUCGACAGCGACGCCAGAAAGCGCAGGAGAAGAGGACUGGGGCGUCAGACACUGAACUUAAAGAAAAGGAGAGCCUGAAGAUGAGAGAAGAAAAAGAAACCAGUCCAUUAGAAGACUAAAGGUCUAAUUGGUGUAUACAAUGCAGGUACUUCCAAAGCAGAUGGUGAAAGCUUGUAAUUUGGGUCGUUAGAACAAAGGCAAAUUACAGACGCCCCACGCUGUGAGUGUGGUACCUCUGCUCCACCUGAAAGUCUGGCAAGGAAAGAGGGUGACACUGCACGAGUUGUGAAUUCCCUUCAGCAAAGCAAAGCAGGAGGAACUUGCCCCACGAACGAGGAACUUCACCUUCACACCCGCGGAAUGUGAAGAAAGUUGCUCUGGAGAUGAAAAAAUGCCAAAAGAUUUGAACAAAGCACCAAGAUGUCUGACUGAGCGAGGAUUUGGAAGUGUUUGAGCAGAUGCACUCUUGCACCUUAAAAAUCACAACGUGCCUUUGUGUUGCCCUGUUUUUCCUCCCCUGAGAUCCUCCCUGGCAUCACGAAAACAGAGACUGACCGGAGAGGGAGCAGAGGAGCAGCCAGUUGCUUCAA
Messenger RNA from Manacus vitellinus (golden-collared manakin), 1125 nucleotides. RefSeq names its product myelin protein zero like 2 (gene MPZL2). Gene Ontology annotation, biological process: cell-cell adhesion. The record is from RefSeq and is a predicted model, not a curated record. The transcript has 6 exons. Lineage: Eukaryota; Metazoa; Chordata; Aves; Passeriformes; Pipridae. The coding region runs from base 16 to 654 and encodes 212 amino acids. Gene Ontology annotation, cellular component: membrane.